GACUCCUGACGUCAACUACACUAGCCAAUCAGCGUCUGUCAAUGUUUCCGUGCCGUGAACUUUGGCGCGCCGCUUUGAAAGAAUCAACUCAUCAAUGAAUAUAUACGAUCAUCAGUAUUGAUCAGCUUUAAAUCCGAUAUAAAGACAUCAAUGAGGACGUGAUUUAUAGUACUACAGCUGUUCGCGCACGGGUAGUGUUUGUUAUUCAUUAGAUGCGCGUAAGUUUGUAGUAUUCCGCUGUAGAGGUCCUGGUAAAUGGACAGGAUGACGUCUACAAAAGAAAUCAAGCAACUACAGAAGGCCAAGAGUAAAGCCCAAAGCAGCAAUAACCUGAAAGAGGAAGCCAGUCUGUGCAAUCAGCUGGGGGAAGUUUACGCUAAAACAGGUGACUAUCGAGCUGCUAUAGAGGAACAUCGGCAGGAAUUGGCGCUGUCUGAGAUUUUGCAUGAUGUGAUAGGAUCUGCUAUAGCCAAUAGGAAGAUUGGAGAAUGCUAUGCAGAACUGGGGAACAUUGAAGCUGCUCUGAAGCACCAGAGGCUUCAUCUGAAUCUAGCUCGAUCUGUCCAUGAUGCAGCAGAGGAGCAGAGGGCACUGGCCACUAUUGGAAGAACAUACCUCUUUCUCUUUGAUUCGGACCAUUCACGGGACAGCUUGAAGCAUGCUGAAGAUGCGUUCAUGAAGAGUUUGGCCAUUGUAGAUGAGCGACUAGAAGGUACAGUGUCCUCACGAGAGCUCAGUGAGAUGAAGGCCCGUCUCCUGCUGAAUCUGGGCUGUGUGUAUGAUGGGAUGAAGGAACCGCAGCGCUGCAGUGACCUCAUCCGACAGAGCAUCUACAUCGCAGAGAAAAACAUCCUUCUAGAGGAUCUGUAUCGUGCCAACUUCAACCUGGGCAGCAUUCACUUCCGAAACGGGCAGCACUCACGUGCCAUGCGCUGUUUUGAGCAGUCAAAAGAAUGUGCCCGCAAAAUGAAGGACAAGUUCAGUGAGAGCGAGUGCUUCCAUAGUAUCGGAAAGAUAUUGCUUCAUCUUGGUGACUUUGCAGCGGCUCGGCGUUCUCUGAAGAAAGCGUUCUGUCUGGGCUCCCAGCAGCCUUCUGAACGUGAGGCCGUCAAGAAAGAUUUCAAACAUGCGAUACGUGGCUGUCAGCUGGAGCAGACGGCAGCAGAAGUGACUGAUAAGUUUUCCCAUGAGGCCAUGGAUCUGUCAGAACAGUUGGGAGAUCUUUACUGUAAAGUGGGCUGCUAUAACAAAGCUCUGGAAGCUUAUCAAACACAACUGGUGUGUGCGGAGACUUUAGGGAAGCCUGCUCGUGAGUUAGCCGUCAUUCACGUGUCACUGGCGGCCACUUACACAGAUUUGCGACAACAUCACAGGGCCGUGGAACAUUACAGACAAGAAUUAAACCUGAGACAGGGCAACCCUAAAGAGGAGUGUGAGACAUUGUUGAAUAUAGCUGGUUGUCAGGAGGAGAUCGGACAGCCAAUGGAGACCAUUGAUCAAAGUUUUAGUGCUGCUCUGAGCUGUGCUGAGAGAUCAGGACUAAACAAACUACAGAGGCGUGUUUUGAGAGUGUGGGUUCAGGCCCAGCGGCGCUGCGGCUCCUCACAGUGCGACGACACAGAGGCACGGCUGAUGGAGCUGUGUGAGCGGGACGGCCUGAGACUGGAAGAUAGUGAAGAUGAGGAUGAGGAAGAGGAGGUGGAGAAUAGUGAACCACUGGAGGACAGUGACAUUCAAUACUCUGACUCUGAUGAUGAUCUGGAGGGUUACGAUAAGAUCGUCACGGGCAAGAGGAAGACGCAAAAAUGGAACCGACGGAAUGAGAAGGGCGAGACGGUUCUCCACAGGGCCUGUAUCGAGGGAAACCUAAAGCAGGUUCAGUGCCUGAUUGAUCAGGGUCACCCGGUUAACUUGAGGGAUUACUGUGGGUGGACUCCUCUGCAUGAAGCCUGUAACUACGGUCAUCAAGAGAUUGUAGCUUUACUGCUGGAGCAUGGAGCAAAUAUAAAUGACCCUGGGGGUCGAGACUGUGAUGGUGUCACACCCCUGCAUGACACACUGAACUGCGGCCACUUCCAUGUAGCACGACUGCUGGUACAGAAGGGUGCGUCCGUCACAGCUCGCAAUGGCAAGGGACAUACUCCUCUGGACACUCUUCGUCAGUGGUUUAAGACUUACAGCCGACAGCUGGACCAAGAGACAAAGCAGGAUUGUUUGGAGACUGAGAAACUCCUCAAGAGAGCACUAUCAGGAGAUGUUUCAGUUGUAUCGACGGCUCCACGGCAGCAGAAGGAGCUUCAGGACAGUCAACUGUUUGAUGCAGAGUAUUCAGAACCACUGCUGCAGGAGUCACCGCCAUCACCCCAGCAGAUCAUUCCGACUGUCCCUACUCCAAAAGCCCUGACUCCGACUAUCCCUACUCCAAAAGACUCGGCUCCCAGACGCAGGGGUACCUCAGGUCCAGCCCGCCGGCCACGAGGGAUGGAAGCAGAUGUUCUGUAUGGGAACGAGAGCAAUUCUGACUCUGAUUGCUCGCUCAGUCCUCUUCGUCCUGUUCGGUCAAGACCGCGUUCCCCAGCGGCCCAGUCCUCGCAGGAAUUCCCACCCAGUCAGGAUUUGCCCUCUGUAUUAAGUGUCAGAGAGACUGCGUUGCCCCCGCAGUCAGAAUUGGGCAGACUGGAGUACCGGAAGGCCAUGCAGAACCUGGGCAGUGCUAAAUCCCGCCUCCUCUCUCAGAGUCUAUCAGAGCCGGCCUUUACCAGCACGCCAGCAGUGUCGGCCAAUAGCAGAUCAGCUUUGGUCCCAGAGGAGCAGUAUCUGGCAGAUGAUUGGCUGGAGGAUGACCUGAGUGAUGUGCAGCCCAAGAAGAAGCGGAGAGUUUCUGAGCACAACAUCCCACGGGAAACAACUUUCAGAAAUCAGAAUAAUUUCUCAGGAUCUGCUGAAGCUUCUCCUAGAGUUCAGAGUUCCUCCAGUAGGGGUCUAUCUCUGAAGAAGGGCACUAAUAAGUCUCGGCAGGUGAAGAUGAAUCAACUGCCCGGGAUGGUGAUGCUGGGCAGGAGAGAGGUCAGCAGGUCGCAGAGUCCCACCAUGACCCAAGAAUCAGACCCUAUUCAUGACCCUGCACCUCCUACCCAUCAGUCAAUGACUCCAGCAUCAUUCCAGAACCGAGCAGCACAUGUGCCUGCACCAAUCAGGAUGAGGGUCAGAGUUCAGGACAAUGUCUUCCUGAUUCCAGUUCCUCACAGUGCGGCAGACUCCUGUACGGUGGCGUGGUUGUGUGAGCAGGCCGCUCAGCGCUACUAUCAGAUGUGUGGAUUACUGCCACGUCUGUCCCUGCAGAAAGAGGGCGCUCUGCUCUUACCCACAGAUCCACUGCUGGCCGUACUGCACACCAAUGAAGAGGUUCUUGCUGAAGUGUGUUCAUGGGAUCUUCCUCCGCUCCCUGAGCGCUACAAGAAAGCCUGUCAGAGUCUGGGAGUGGAGGAGAACCGGCGUGUGUCCCGGCUGUGUGAGGUGCAGGACAGCAGCUCCUGUGUGAACGUCUGUGGACUCAGUUUAUCUCCAGCGUCUCUGACUCCUCUCCUCCGAGCGCUAAAACUGCAGGCCAGUCUCACGGAGCUGCGCAUCACUGCCAACCGUCUGAACAACGACCUCCUGCCAGAAAUGAUCUCUGCUGCUGCCACUAUGCCCAGACUCAGAAUUUUAGACAUAUCAGCCAAUCAGAUUACUGGAGAGGGUCUCAAAAAAGCAUCGGACACAUUGGAAACAAAGAGUCAAGCUGCUUUCCCUUGUCUAGAGGAGUUGAAUUUAAGCAUGAAUCCUCUGGGUGAUGGCUGGACACAAGCACUAGCAAGUCUUCUGUGCGCUUGUCCCCUGCUCUCCUCUCUGUCCCUGCAAGCCUGUGGCCUCUCUGCACGUUUCCUCCAGCAACACCGUCUCCUAUUAGCCAAUGCCAUGGCCAGCACCGGGAAUAUGUGGUCGGUGUGCUCCGCUGGUUUUGAGCUUGUGUUGAAGACUUUACCGAUGCAGUAUCUCACGCACCUUCAGCUUUCUGUAGUCUGUAGAGGUCCAUCCGACCAGCCUGCCAUGGAGAUCCUUACUAAACUCCUGACACAGGUGUCUUUAGGUGACCUGUCUGCCAACCCUUCAGUGACCACAGGCGGUCUUCAAAGUCUCCUUAACGCCCUCAUGGAAGCCCAGCGACCUUUGACCCAUCUCAAACUUCAAGGCUGUCAGGUGUCAGGACCUCUGGGUGAUGUUUGUUUGGACAGUCUGUCUGAUCACAUCCGAGACCUGCGUUUGUGCUCCCAGAGUCUGAAUAAGCUGGACCAGGAUGCACUGCAGCAGAGCUGGAGACGGAGAUCAGAACCUGUGCAUGUCUUCUCUCGCAACUCCAAAUGCAUGCUGAGCGUCACUGCAGCCUCGCAGUAAACUAUUUUAGGCUGUAGUGUUAGUCUAAAUAUAACCUCUGCUAGUAUUGUUUGCAAGUACAAAGUUUACUAUUAAUGGGUGAAUGUUUGACAACAUUUGUCUGUAAAUAUUAAAUAUUAAUGUUAAUAUCUAAUUGUAGCAUGUAUGAAGUUAUUAUGUAUUUAGGGCCCGAGCACCGAUGGUGUGAGAACCCUAUUGUAAUUGCUCAGUCAAUUCUUCUUCUUCUCCGAAAUGAAUCGCAUUUUUGAGGGCCUAAACAUGCUCAAACUCAUGAAACUUUGCACACACAUCAGAAGUGGUGAAAAUUUACGUCUGAUAUGGCUCUCAGAAUUAGGAGUGGCAAAAUGGCUCAAUAGCGCCACCUACAAAAUUUCAAUUAAGCGCUCUUCACGCUACGUUUCACGUACAGGUAUGAAAUUUGGUAGACAUAUGUAACAGCCCAAUCCCUACAGUCCCUGGGUGCAAAAUCUGAAAACCCAACAGGAAGUGAGAUAUUUUGAAUGUUCUCUGCAAAAUUUUUGCAGUUUAUACCAUUUCCAGACAUCGUACUUUAACAAACUCCUCCUAGAGAUUUUAUCAGAUAAACAUAAUAUUUUGUCAGUCUAAUCUAAAGGCCUUUUUGACAUUAAAUUGCGAAGAUUUUGAGUUUUCAUUGAAGGGCGUGAAGACAUCUACAUGGCAAUAUUCAGUUACAGUCAUAGCGCCACCUGUGGGCAACAGGAAAUGUCAUGUUUUACACUGUGAUUAACUCCUCAUAGAUAUUUUACCAGAUCAACAUCAUAUAUGGUCAGGCUAAUCUUAAGGCCUUAGCAAUGUUAAAAUGUGUAGAUCUUGAGUUUUCGUUGAAGGGUGUGUCCGUGGUGGCCUGACAAAGUCUGAUGUUUCGCCAUGAAGGAGGAAGCUGUUGUAACUCAGGCAUACAGUGUCCGAUCUGCCCCAAACUUCACAUGUGUGAUAAGAGUCCUGGCCUAAAGACAUCUAUAUGCCAAUAUUCAGUUAGUCAUAUUGCAACCUGCUGGCAACACGAAAUGGCAUGCUUUGCACUGUAAUUCACUCCCAGAAACACAUUUAAAUAUGCCAUGAAGUACCAAACAUGUUAGAAACACGUUAAAUCAUGCAACACUUGGCUGAGUGCUUAUGUAUGCGAUUAACACCACGAAACAGGAAGUUGUUGGAACUCAGGCAUACAAUGUCCGAUCUUCUCCAAACUUCACAUGAUUGAUAAUAGUCCUGGCCUGAAGACAUCUACAUGGCAAUAUUCAGUAAUAGUCAAAGCGUCACCUUUUGGCAGCAAGAAGUGUGGCACGUCGAAAUGACUUUGCCAUAAUUUUCCUGUAUUUACUCGCUUACAUGCAUGUCACCCACUGUUCACUGUUUCUUAAAGCCACUAGGUGGCGGUGGCCCAGGGUGCGAGGGCCUUCAUCGCUGCUUGCAGCUUUAAUUUUUAUUGUUAUUAUUUGUAUGGACACUUGUUUGUUCAUACUUAUGACUCAAUCCCAUUUUAUUCCAUUUAGUCUUUUUGCAAAUUGUCUUUAUUGGAGAUUACUUUGUGAAAUUCUAGAAAUUAUGAGUUUGAAAUGGGCAUGAGACAUCACUGUAUAGUGUGGUGCUGAUGGACCAAUAAAAUACAAAUUCAAGCAUGCUCUGUUUGUACAAGUUUUUCCAAAAAUAGCAAGAGCAAACACAACAAAACAUGAAUGUUUUUCACACAUUUAUUUUCCAGUUGAUUGUGGAAACAAAAACAGUGGUCUGAAGCCGGCUGCGAAAAUAACCUGUGAUAUACAAAACCACAAUAAUCACACCAUUGGCUUUAGUGCAUUCUGCAGAAUUUCAUCAACUUUUUCAGCUAAAGUGAACACUCAGAAGCAAACAAAAAUUACUUUUUUAAUUUCUUCAAUGUAUCAGAGAAAAUAUGAAUUUUAAACUUUAACCCUCAGUUUCACGGACAAGGCUUAAGCUAGUCCUAGACUAAAAUGUAUGUUUGAGCUUUUUUAACUGAAAUAUGUUAGUGCCAUUGUUUUGUCUCAAGAUUCACACCAGUAAUGUUUUUUUCUAGAGUACGUUUAUAAAAGAUACUUAAAUACCCUAAUUGAACUACGGCCUAAUCCAGGCUUCGUCUAAGCCCUGUCUGUGAAACCGUGUCUAAAUCUUAUAGGCCAUUAAAAGGUUAGUUCACCCAAAAAUAAAAAUUCAGUCACCUUUUACUCACCCUCAUGUUGUUACAAACCCACAAGACUUUCGUUCAUCUUCAAAAUCUGAGAGAUUUCCUGCCCCUUCACUGAAAGUCUACUCACCCAAAACUGUGACAUGUCAGUACUUCCAUAAAGAGAUUGUAAAAGAAAUCCAUAUGAAUUGAGCGAUUUAAUCCAAGUCACUUUAUAUGAUGAACAGAUUACAUAUAAGCUUUUAUUCACAUAUAAACAGAGAAGUCAAAUAUGGUAAAUGGAAACUCAAGCAUGCUUGACUUUCAAUGAAGGGACAGAGAUCUCUCAGAUUUGUGUUUCGAAGAUGACUGAAAGUCUUAUGGGUUUGGAACGACAUGAGUGUGUGCAAUUGAUGACAGAAUUUUCAUUUUCAUUUUGGAUGAACUAACCCUUUUCUCCAUGCCUAUU
Messenger RNA from Ctenopharyngodon idella (grass carp), 7046 nucleotides. It is a transcript of the gene tonsl, whose product is annotated as tonsoku-like, DNA repair protein. The record is from RefSeq and is a predicted model, not a curated record. Gene Ontology annotation, molecular function: protein binding. The transcript has 27 exons. The coding region runs from base 256 to 4434 and encodes 1392 amino acids. Lineage: Eukaryota; Metazoa; Chordata; Actinopteri; Cypriniformes; Xenocyprididae.